Molecule: messenger RNA, 1215 nt
Organism: Capsicum annuum
Lineage: Eukaryota; Viridiplantae; Streptophyta; Magnoliopsida; Solanales; Solanaceae
Product: OVARIAN TUMOR DOMAIN-containing deubiquitinating enzyme 2
Exons: 10
Coding region: 240-866 (208 amino acids)
Biological process (GO): protein deubiquitination; endoplasmic reticulum unfolded protein response
Cellular component (GO): cytosol; nucleus
Molecular function (GO): cysteine-type deubiquitinase activity
Source: RefSeq, a predicted model, not a curated record
ACAAUACAAUACUAAUAUUACAAUUUAAUUAUUACUUUUUUUUUAAAAAAUAAUUCUUGUUUCUUAUCUAUACGUUUUCCCCGAUUCAUAACUUGUCUUUCCAUUUUCAAUAAUCGUCAAGUUAAAGCAAUUCUUCCUUUAUAUUAAUAUUACAGAAAAUAAAAAGAAGAAAUAAAUUUCCAGUUUAUUCGAAAUCUUGGUGUAAUUGAGCUGCUGUCAAUAAAGGUGCAUAGUUGAAGAUGGAAGGUUCUAUAGUGCGAAGGGUGAUUCCUUCCGAUAACAGUUGCCUUUUCAAUGCCGUUGGUUAUGUGAUGGACCAUAACAAAAACAAAGCCCCUGAGCUAAGACAGGUUAUAGCUGCAACAGUGGCCAGUGAUCCAACAAAAUAUUCUGAUGCCUUCCUUGGGAAACCCAACAAGGAGUACUGUGAUUGGAUUCUUAACCCAGAUAAAUGGGGAGGUGCCAUAGAGCUUUCAAUAUUGGCUGACUACUACGGACGAGAAAUUGCAGCCUAUGAUAUCCAAACAACUCGCUGUGAUCUGUAUGGACAGGGAAAGAACUAUCAGGAAAGAGUAAUGUUGAUUUAUGAUGGACUUCAUUAUGAUGCUUUGGCUAUGUCCCCUGCCGAAGGAGCUCCGGAGGAGUUUGAUCAGACAAUUUUUACUGUACAGAGAGAUGGGACUGUAGGACCAGCAGAGCGGCUUGCUCUUAAUCUGGUUAUGGAGCAACAAAGGAAGAGGAGCUUCACUGACACAGCCAACUUCACGUUGCGCUGUGGAGUUUGCCAAAUUGGUGUCAUCGGCCAAAAGGAAGCUGUAGAACAUGCACAAGCAACUGGACAUGUGAACUUCCAGGAAUACAAAUGAAGGAAAACAUAAUUGUCUCUGCAUUUGACUGGAAAGUCGUGUUGUAUCGGUAUAUUUGGCGAUGCCAGUGUUGUGCUAUAGAAAAUCAUGUCAUGCAUUCUUGUGGAAGCAUUUGUGACAAGUACUAUAAUGCUUUCCUAAUGUGUCACUGGACUUUGAGCUUUGUAUUACCAUAGUUGUGAUUUACCUCUCUACCGAGUUAAGGUAUGCGUACAUCCUACCUCCCCGAUCCCGCUCGUGGGGGAGUACACUCGGUAUGUUAUGCUUGUAAUUAGGCAUCAUGCUGCUAUUACAAUGUGCUACACUAGCCUCUCCGUCCCUACGGUGGAUAAGUUUUGCGUACGUUCUA